AAAUCAUAAUUGAUACUGCUGGGUUGUAAACUGCCCAAGCAAAAAUAUGAGGAAAAUUGGAGGAACAGCACCUCACAUUUUGCUUGGGCAGUUUACAACCCAUCUACGAUUCUCAAUUUUGUAAUCAGUUUCUCAAUCAGGUAUCCCCUUGGCCUUCUCAACUUCAAGGAAAAUUCACAGUCUAUCUGCCUCUCCUCAUAACUGAAAGACUCCCACCCAGGUAUUAGCAUCCUCUCCAGUGCUAUCACAUGCUUCCGACAGUGAGCAGAGUAAAACUGUUUGCUGUACUUGAGCUGUGGCCUAGCCAGUUUUGGUUGUAUCGUCAUCUUGCCUUUAUAAAUGAUGGUAAGUAUCCCACAAGCUUUAUUAGCCACCUUAUCUGCCCAUGAUACCACCUUUGGAGAUACUUGUAUUGCUCAAUGCUCCUUAGGGCCUUAUUAUUUACUGUGUAUGUCCCAGCCUUAUCAGUCCUCUCAAAGACUUAUCAAUUCACACUUAUCAGGCUUAAAUUCCAUCUACCUUUGCUCUACUAGCAGAGCUGAUGAAUGUUAUACAGAGGUGAAGUAUUAUAGGUUAUAUAGAAUGUAUAUAGAAGAAACACGUUACUUCUUAAUUUUACCAAUAUGUUUAAAACAUUUAGUAAAGCUCGCAAAUGUCAGCUAUUUUUAUGUGAUCAGACUUCAAGGCACACAAACAAGUUGCUUUUUAUUUAUUAUUUUGCUUUAGCUAAGAACACCAUAGUAGACUCAGAGAUUAAAGUUAAAGGGCAAGGACAGUGAGAGAUUAAGGAUGUUUCGCCGUUCAAGACUCAGUGUAAGGCCCAAUGUGAAGCCUGGUGGAAGAAGUUCAUCACAAGCCUUGAAGGGGGAUGAUAAGACUCGCACUUCAGACCAGCAACUAAAUUCAGAAGGAAAAUCUUCCAAUGAAAAAGAUGAUUCUGGACUUCCAGCUGCUUCGGAGUCUUUCUCACCAACACCACUGCCUAAUCCAGGUGUUGCACAAGAAGAGAGAGACGACCCAGAUGAACAGCAGGAAAAUGUUCCACUUAACAAGAAUGAGAAGAAUGAUAAGACUGGUGUGUGUGCAACACAGGGUAAAUCACCCGUGCCACCUUUGCAAAGAAGGAAGCGCUUCUCCACCAUGUUGAAUUUGGCCAAACCAAGAGCCACAUCUUUGUCUGCACAGCAGUCGGCCAAUCUAACAGCAAAAUCUCCUCAACAACAAAAUCUAUUAGCUCCUGUCACCAAUGUGUCAUCCAUUCAAGAUAGUUCUGCUCCGUCCACCACUGAGAAAGCACUUCCCAAAUCUCCAGAGAAACGAAAACCCUCUUCAGGCCAACAUAUCAAAUUGCCAGAAAAGAAAACUCCAAUUCCUCAAGUACCACAGUUCUCCCCUGUUAAAAACCAUGUGCACAAAGAUUCAGCUGUAGGAACUAGUUCUCCCCGAGUGCCAGUGACGCGGAAGACAUUGUCUUCGCCACUUAAGGAGAGGAUUACGCCCAGCAGCACACCAACAAAAGGAAUCGUCACGUCUCCCAGUGUCUCGCCUGCACGCCCAAAGUCUGCAAAAGUCCCAGAUGACCUUGAAAGACUCAGGAAAGCACGGAAAUUACGAGAAAUGUUGAAAGAGGAGAUGAAGAAAGAGAAGAAAGCUCACAAAGAAAUGAUUCCAUUUUGGGAAACUAAUCACCCACCAGAACGUACUAAAAUGACCAUGAGAGACUUCAUAUACUAUCUGCCUGACACUAAUCCAAUGCUAUCUUCAUUCGAAGAAGAAAAAAGACCAUCUUUCCCAGUUCUAAAUAAAGAGCCAGAAGUGGGAAGUGCCAAUGCCCCAGCUAAUGAGGAUGAAGAUGAAGAUGAAGAUGAAGAAUCCGAUGAUGCUGUUCUGGGUCCACGAGUCAAAGUAGCUGAAGAUGGCUCUAUUAUUAUUGAUGAAGAAAGCUUAACGGUCGAGGUUUUAAGGAUGAAGAAAUCUAAUAUUGUUGAAGAAAAUGAUCCCAUUUUUGAACGUGGCUCUCAGACUACCUAUUCCAGCUUUAGAAAGAGCACCCAUACAAAGUCAUGGUCUGAUAAAGAAACUGACAUGUUCUUUCUGGCAAUAAGUAUGGUUGGGACAGAUUUCUCUAUGAUUGGUCAGUUGUUCCCAAACAGAUCAAGGAUCGAAAUAAAGAAUAAAUUUAAACGGGAAGAAAAAUUGAAUUCAUGGAGGAUAGACAAAGCAUUUAAAGAGAAGAAACCACUUGAUCUGGGUUUUUUUGGAGAGCUUUUAUCUCGGGUUUUGGAAGCAGAGGCAAAGAGAAAGAGAGAAAGGAAUGGAGGAGAUAAAAGUCAAGCUCCAAGAAAAUCAACUAACAAACGGAGCAGGAAAAGCAAGAUAUUGAAAGAGUCCGAAAGUGAUCCUGAUGACCCUGAUUCAGUUGAAGAUACUGAUCACGAAUUAGCAGAGGAUGAGUCUAAUGGCAUAGCAGAAGGAACUGAAGCAUCCUGCAGUCUGGAAGGUGCACAGAAUGGAGACUCCAUAUCAAAAGCCUAUUCGAUCAAACACAAGCGAAAACGAAAGAUGAAAGAUGCUGCAGAACAAUCAGAGGAAGAAAUUGUUACUGAACAACCAGAGAAAGAUGAUGACAUUGAAAAAUCAGAAUGUAAAGUACAUCAGCACAAUAAAGGAGACAGGGAAGAUUCAGUUUCAGUUUCAAUUAUAGAAGAUGAAGAUGAAGACAAUAAUGUGACCAAUGGUGAAACAUUGUCUGACCUAGAGACAUCUGAAAGCAAACAGUCAUCGCAUGUCAGGAGAAAGGAGAAACCCAAGGAAGAAGAUAAUUUAUUAAGUGGAUGUGAAGAGGAAACACUGUCAGGAACAACAACCCCAGUCACAAGAGGAAAUUCUAACAAAUCUCAGCUUGCUCGGCGCCAGAAAGCUAAGCCCAACUUAAAACUGAUUGGGAGGAAAAAAGCAGGAGGAAAGCAAGAUAUAACAACUGAUGAAAAACCCAGUGCAUCUUACGAUAAUGGGUUGGAAUCUGGGGCCGUUGAGGAGAAGGAAUCCGGGCAGGAUGAGGAGAAGGAAUCCCGGCCCAUCGAGGAAAAGGAAUUCCAGCCCAUCAAAGAGGAGGAAUCUGGGUCCAUCAAGGAAAUGGAAUCUGCGUCUGUCAAGGAGAUGAAAUCCAGGCGUGUCGAGGAGAGGGAACCUGGGCGCAUUGUGGAGAAGGAUUCCCGGCCCAUUGAGGAGAAGGGAUUUGAGCCCAUCGAGGAGAAAGGAUUUGAGCCCAUCGAGGAGAAGGGAUUUGAGCCCAUCAAGGAGAAGGGAUUUGGGCCCAUCGAGGAGAAGGAAUCCGAGGUCAUUGAGGAAAAGGAAACUGGGCCCUUCGAAGAGAAGGGAUCUGGGGCUGUUGAAGAUAUGGAAUUUGGUCCCGUCGAGGAGAUGGCAUCCGGGGCCAUUGAGGGGAAGGAAUCCCCACCCAUUGAGAUGGGAUCAGGACCUGUCGAGGAGAGAGAAUCUGGGCCUGUUGUGAAGAAGGAUUUCAGACCCGUCGAGGAAAAGAAAUCUGGCGUCAUUGAGGAGAAAGAAAGCGGGCCCUUCGAGGUGAAGGGAUCUGAGGCUGUCGAGGGGAAGGAAUCCCAACCCAUUGAGGGGAAGUUAUAUGGGGCUGUCAAGGAGAUAGAAUCAUGGCCUGUUGAGGGGAAGGAAUCCCUAGCCGUUGAGGAGAAGGGACCCGGGCCUGUCGAGGCAAUGGCAACUGGGUCCGUUGAGGGGAAGGAAUAUGGGGCUGUUGAGGAGAAGGUAUCCGGGGUCAUCGAGGAGAAGGAGACCAGGCACUUCGAGGCAAUGGGAUCUGCAGCUGUCGAGGAGAAGGGAUCACCGCUGCAGGAUCAUGACACUGGUCUGGAAGAACCAUCUGAGAUUAAGAAUGUCAGCAGUGCAUUGAUGUCUGAAACAACAGAAGCUGAUAAAGCUGAAGAGAUAACAUCAAGCAAAGUACAAGAUUCUGACACUGAGCCAUGGGCUGUAGAGAAACGAGAGGAACCCAGAAAUAAACCAUGUCGACCUGUAAGGAGUCGUUUCCAGAAGCCCAAGCCAAAUUUAGGGAGAGCGAUGGUAAAGAAAAAUGUGUCAAUGCAAGAAAAAAAAGUUGCUGCAGCGCCAGAAAAUAAUAGUGCAAUUCAAGACGUUGUUGGGCUCAGUCCAGAUACCUCUAUUAAUAAAGCAAGUGAAGCUCACCAGCACUCUGCAAGCAAUGCUUGUUUUGUAAUGGGUGCAAGAAAUUUGGAUGACAUUCCAACGCAGCAAGAUGCAGUCCAGAAUCGAUCAGGAGGAACCAAUGCAUCAGCAGUCUCAUCAUCUCUGAUAUCUCCAGAUGCUGCAUCCUCGGAUUCAGCUGCAGAGCCAUCAAGAAGAAGCACGUGGGAUUCUAACAAACUACUGCAACCCGAAAGGACAUCCGAGUACCACGAACAGAAUGAGGAAGAGGAGAUAACGCUGGCUGCCAUUCAGGAAAAUAUUAUGAGCAAACCAACUAGAUCUGGAAGACAGCCCAAGCCCACAUCAUUUUAUACUCCUUCAGCACAUUAUCAGCCACCAGCUAUUUCAACAUUAUUAUCUGAGGGAGAAAAGGAGGGCAAGGUCAGAAGUAGACCUGUUCGAUCUCACAAAGCUAAACCCAAAGUCAGCAAAGUCUUGGGCAAGAAGGAGGCUCAGACUAAAAAUACCGGGAAAGGUCAAGGAACACCAAAGAUGACACUUGUGACCCUGAGGGCAUCCCAAGAAGCUGAUGAUGAUGAAGAAUCGGAUAUAGAAGAGGAAGAUGACAUCUACCCCAUCAAUCCUGAGGAGGUCAACAAAGCUCCAGCGUUUGUGCCAAUUAGUCUUCGAUCUCCUGAACCUGUUCAAGCCCAAGUGGAGGAAACUAUGGAAGAGCUUGAAAUAGCAAUUAAUGUCCCAGACAAGAACUAUACUAGUGAUGCUGAACAUUCACUUCUUGAGUUACAUGAUAAAUGUGAACCCAGUCAGUCAUGCACCUUUAUUCCAGAGGAAGAUUACCACCCAACAACUGCUGAGCAGAUUGAACAUUUUGUUGAAGUUAUUGAAGUUCCAAGAGAUGAUCCAAUUCAAGAAGAGGAUCACCGCAUGGCCGAGCUUGGCGAUGGUUUAAGGGACGCUGCAUAUACAGAUGUAAACUGUGUAGAUCAGAAGACUUCUGAAGAAGAAUCUGUCCUUGGUAGUGAUGUUCUUUCCUUGCAGAUUGUGACGUCCGGUACUCACAGUGUGAACGAUGAAUCAAGUAUUGAUUCUAGCAGACCAUGUGCUCCUCCAGAUGAAGAUCUGAUGAGUGAACUGGACUUGCAAAAGCCUCCUCUUCCAGAAGAAGAUUCUACCAAAGUUCUUUCUAGCUCUUCAGUCACUGAGGUAUCAGAUGGUGCAGAGAGGAACAUUGCCAGGAGAAGGUGCAGAUUUCCAAAACCUAAACCUAACCUCGGUAAAUCCACUUCCAGAAGUCAUGUAAUAAAGCCUUAUCAUACCACAGAGAAUGAAGAAAUGAAAAGCUCUGCUGGAUCGGCGUUGGAAGGGGAAAAACAGGGUAAUAAAGCAGAACUGAAACCUGAUGACUCCUUGCCAAUUCUAUUGGUGACAAUAGAAGGCAGUGAAGAAAAUGUAACCAUUAAACAGAUUCCAGCCGGACAACCAAAUAGUAAGAUAUUGGUACCUGAUGAUCAAGACAGAUGUAUGGGUGAAGAGGGAGUGAGCAAAACUUGGCAUUUGGACUCUGAGACCAAGCAUCUGGAUGAAAGGUUACAGAUUUUAACAUCUCAUGGACAAGACAACUGUGCUGGAGAAGAACAGAAGAUGAAUAGAAGUGAGCAUCUGGAAAGUGGAUCUGAGCACUCGAAUGAGCAGUUGAACUUAUCUGAUGAACAAGACGGUGUGGGAGAAAAAGAGAGACUAAAUAGAACUGAACACACAGAAAGUGGAUCCGAGCAUCUGACUGAAAAGUUAAGUUUGUUAUUAUUUGAGAAGAAGGACAAACAUGUGACAGACGACGAACAAAUGAGUAAAACUGAGCAUUUGGGCAAUAAAGUCCAUGAUCCCAGUGAAGAGCUACAAGCUUCUGAUGAACAAGAUGAGUGUGUUGGAGAUGAGGUGGAAAUGAAUCCCACUGAGCAUCGAAAUGAUGUCAGUGGGCAACCGUGUGAAAGGUUGUCUCCAGCAGAUAUUCAACAAUACACAACAAUUCGAAGUCAGGAUGUUCAACCAGGAAUUUCCACAGAAACAUACUUCACACAAUCUACAUUGACUUUAUGUCAAGCUGCUGAUCCAAUUCUGUCUGUUGAGGCAACAGAAACAAUUCCAGAAGCUCAGUGUUCGAGUUACUCACCAAAGAUUGGUAACAAAGAAUCUCAAAACGUGGAAUACCAGGAAACGCUGAAAACACGCAAAGAAAACUUUGAGAACCUAUUGACAGAUGAAAACACAAAAGAAGAGACAAUCAUAUUAACCUUGUUUGAGAUUCCAGCCUCUUCUUUAACAGAAUAUGGUGAAUCUUUAGCUCCCUACAUCCCGGUUUCAGAAAACACCUUGAGUUAUGUUGAGCCAUGUCCACCUCUAACAACAGAAAACAUCAAAUUUACUGUGAGCCCUGAUCUAUCAGUAGAGGCACCGACUGUAUCCAGUAUGCCCGAAUCAGUGUCAAUUCUAGACAGUAACGUCCAACAAUGGAGUUCAAAUAUGCUAAGCUUGAACAUGGGACAAAUGAAUAGAAAAAGGAAAGCUGACAAUUUAAGUGAUGAUCAAAAUGAUUCUGUCACAAAGAGCCCAGAGAUUACAUCAAGUUAUGAGGACCCCAAUGAAAAUGUUCCACAGACUGAAAAAAUAAUUCAAUCACAUUUGGCGAACUUUUCAUCACCUAAGGUUUGCCCAGAACCGUCAGCAACAAACACAUUAAGUGGUGAUGAUAUUACUCAAAUGGGUGUUCCACCACAAUCUGCUGAUGAUUUUUCAUCCGCUCCUUUGGAAGAAGUGCUCAAUCUGGCUCAUGUUGAAAGAUCAGCUCAGACCCCUUCUGAACCUGAAGAAGUGAGGAAAUCUUCACAGAUAAGGAGAGGUAAACUCGCUGUGGAACCCAACAUUUCAACAAGGAGAGCUGCAAGCACUUCUGAGACUGAUCUUUCAGAUAUAAAUUAUAAUACUCUGAACAUUUCAGACGCAACAAAAAAUGCACCGUCACUUCUGCCUCCUGAAGAAAGUGUACAAACUGACGCAAGAUGUAAUGCAUCAGUAGAUGUGGAUUCCAUGCAACAGGAGCUGGGUGCUGAUGACGAUUACAAAUGUGAAAAUGAAGCUCAAGAUGCUGCAGAGACGGCAACGGCAACUGCCGCAGUAUUGGCUUGUUACUCUCCAGAGAUUUCAACGGCAGUUAUUGAUGAGGGCAUUCUAACAGGGCAAUCAGACACAAUUACACAAAGUACAGGUUCUACCUCUAGUACAACGCUAAAAAGACCAGUUCGCAAACCUCGAGGCUUUUUAUCCUUCAUAUCAAAAAAGUCCUCUGAAGGUGAAAGUGAGGUGAAAUCCAAAAGGACGAAAUUUCAGAAACCAUGUAUAAAUCUCCCCCAGUUUUCUGGGAAAAGGCCAAUCCCAACUGCAGCAGAUUCUGAAGAAAUGAAACCAAGUGGUUCUCCACCUGCAAAAAGGCAGUCUUGUGAAAAGGAAGAUGGGAGUCAACCCAACACCACAAGUCCCCCAACUAAAGUGACGGGUAACUCAUCGUUACAGAGUUGGCAGUCUGAAUCUUAUACGGAGGAGGCCUGUUGUGCAGCAGAACAGGACACAGAACAGAUGCCACCAACGAGAGUUGCAGAAUAUUUCUUCAGUGACAUUUUCACAGAAGUGGAGGAACAAGAAUGAAGAAGGGAUGUAUGUGAAGCUACAAAUGUAAUCGGUAUGGGUACAUCCCAGAAUAAUGUGAUUAGGUUCUUGACCUAAUCACUGCAUUGGGGUCAUGUGAUGUAUGAAUCUGAACAGACCUUAUUUGCUUUUACUUGCACUACGAUCUCCUAUUAAUGUACUUCAGUUGUGAUUGCAAUGGGGAUUCAAAAUUUUGGCCGACUUCUUCACUAAAGUCAGAAAAGUAGCCUUUCUUGAAAGGAUAUAUCAAGAUUUUGCAGGGUGAUUUAUUGUAACAACGGUUUUGUUAUACAUGAAAAAUAACUGCUAUUUACUAUUCUUUCAAUAUAUUAUAAAUUCAUCCAGUAGAAUGAUAUUUUUAUUCUGCAGUUGUGUAUGAUAUUUAAGGAUCUUGCAUUCUCUGAAUGUGAAUAAUGCCUUUUUUGUAACAUAUAAGCUUGACCAGUCGAAAUACACACUUGAACAAUGGCAACUUGAUUUACCUUUAAAGUGAUGUAAAUGUUAUUACAGAAAAGGGCAUACAAGAGGUGUGCUUACUCAUAUUUCUGUUUAUUGUAUGAACUCAUUCUGAUAUUGACUUUCAAUGAACAAAACGUGUAUGACGUCAAUGUAUUGCACUUUAACAUCCAAGUAAUUAAUCAGGAUCACUUUAAAUUAGGGAAUCUAGAAUCCAUGAAUGUAUGAGUUAUAUAUAUUUGCCAAUGCAGUUACUCACCUGAGAAAAAUGAUUUAAAUGUAGUAUUUCUUGGUUAUAGUAAAUGGAAAAUCAUCAUAUUAAAGCAAUAAAUAGUGGAACCAAACCAAAAAACAUGAUACAGAGAAAAGCAAUGAAUGCACAGAGUCUAAUUGAAAAGGUCAAAUUGUAUUAUUGAAAUAAUUCAUUGACAUCUAAGUUGUAAGAUAAAAGGGCAUAGUAUGUUUUUGGAUUUUGAAUGCAGAUAUUAUUGAGAGAAGUGGAAUAGGAACUAGUUACAUUUGUGCACAAAUUAUUACAAAAGUAGUUGACUGUUAUGGUUUGUUUUCAACAAUUUGGAUGCAUGUCAGAACAAUGCCUUGUGAUGAAUUCGUAAGUCUGUCUCCAUUUACAACUUUGUUGUAAUCGUGAGGAUCGCACAAAUUUGAUGAGUUUCUCUGAUACUGAGGACUGUUUUUAUCACUCAUUUGUUCUUUGAAGAAUGUGCCUUAUUCAUCUCACACACUCAUGGGGCUGAUGGUGACAUUCCUUUUAAAUAACUAAUCAAAAGUAAAUAUUUGCAAGUUUGGAUGUGAGCCUGUCGGGCUAAUAUCAACAUUUACUAUGAUUGAUUUAAGUUUAAAGUUGCGAUGGACUGAGAUUUGUUUGCAUGUCAUACAUGUCAAUAAUGAGAGACAAAAUUAUUUUUUGUAAAAUUACCUGCACUUGUGUUUUUGAUCUUGAAUAUAUUUGCAUAUUUCAGAACAAAUUUUAGUUUUGGGCAAAUUGACCUUUUUAAGCUCCUUCCCAAGAUGUGUUUUAAAACAAGCUAUUAACUAUGUUCCUUUAGUUAACAUUAUGGAAAUGUGAUAUGCUGUUAAUCAGACUGUCUUUCAAUAUGGGACAUAAUCACAUUUGCAGAUAAUUUACCUCAUUUUUUUGUAUUUGGAAUAUUAUUUAAUAUUAUUCUACUCAGGAGACUUUGAUAUUUUUGAUGACAAACAUUGGAAAAAAAUUGAGAGAGAGGAGAGAUUUCGAAUGAAUUAAAAUGUGAACUUGUUAUGUUGUUAACUGACUUGGCUGUGGUCUAUGUAAAAACGACGAACUGCAGAUGCUGGUUCACAAGAAAAAUGACAAAGUGCUGGAGUAACAUAGUAGGUCAGACAGCAUCUGUGGAGAAAAUGGAUAGGUGAUGUUUCGGAUCGGAACCCUUCAGACUCGCAUUUUGGGUCGAGACCCUUUAUGAGACAGGAGAAGGGUCCCGACUCUAAACGUCACCUAUCCAUAUUCUCCACAGUUGCUGCUUGAGUUAUUCCAGCCCUUUGUGUCUUUUUUUGCAGCGGUGGUCUAUGUUGUGGUAUGUUAAUAUUUGGAAGAGACUACUUGCAGAUAUUAUCAAAAUGUUCAGAGGGUGAUCAGCACAUCGACAGGUCGUAUCACUGUCUGGUUCAGCAACUCAAUCGCCCAGGAACAAAGGAGAUUACAAAAGUAGUAGAAAUUGCCUAGUCCACCACAGGUACUGACCUGCCCACCUCCUUAAAGAUCUAGAGGAGACACUGCUUCUAAAAGGCAGACAACAUAAUCAAGAUUCCACACCAUCCUGGCCACGCUCUCAUUUCACUCCUGCCUCUCGGUGUCCCAGUGACUUCCCGGUUCAAAUAUGGCUAUGAACCAUCGUGGCUGCACCAAAACCUUCAAGUUUGAUAUUUUGGUUAAUUAUGUUAUCUACGAGUGAUGUAUUUACUUGCCGUUUACGCUGCUGUACGCAAUUAAUAAAUUGUUCCAUUGUCAUUACAAGAUCCAAGCCCAGUCAUAUGUCAGAUAUAUGACAAUGAAACACCAUUAACUAGGCUCUUGACAUUAAUGGGGUCUUGGAGCAGGGGCAGAAGUGGUAAAUGGCCAGUGCUGUAUUUCUUGCAAUUGCAAAAAGGGCAGCCGGUCUGAUGGAGAUGGAACUGGCUUUACUGUUCCACAGUAGUCUAGGUCACUGAAAUGAAUGUGUUUGUAGUGGAGGGAGGGAUUACUUUCUGUUCUUUACUUAUUAUUAAGAUGAGCCCAGGCAGAAAUACACUGUGCUUUGGCGUCGCUCCCUUUUUCUUUAAAAGGAAAGCACAAGUAGCUUCAACUCGGCACCCGCCUCAACCACUCUGAAGGGGGAAUUUUUUUUAUCAGUGCAUACUAUAUAACCAAAAGUGUAUUGCAUAACCACUGUGAAUUAUAUAACGGUAUACAUUGCAUUGUUCAACAACAAAGAGGCUCGACCAGCCCCGACCCGGGGGCCGAUCGCCGGUGCGGGGGAGCUGACAUCCACCGAUGCAGGAGCUGAUCAUCCUGAUGUGGAGGGCCAAAACACCGGCGACUGCGGGUCAAGAUUGUCCCGUCAACGGAGGGCUCGAGGCCCCAGACCGCGGGAGAGGUGAGGGAAAAGAUUUGAACUUUUUUUCCCGCCUUCCAUCACAGUGAGGAAUGAGGAGUCACUGGUGGAUGUUUAUGUUAAAAUGUAUUUUGUGUUCCGUUGCUUUUUAUUUGUAUGACUGACUUGGCAAAUGAAAUUCCUUGCAUGUUGCAAAACAUACUUGGCUAAUAAAGUAUUAUUGUGAUUGAUACACAAGGAUGUUAGCUCACACAGUGGGAUGGAUAGCCUCAUAUCCCAUGGAUUUUGGUAUAUUUUUCCAGCACAUUAGUUUGUACUAAAAUUAAGAGCAAAUAUUAAGCUUGAGGAUUUAAUUGACAAGGCCAGUUACUUGAUUGUCUAGAGAGAUAUCAGACACUAGGGUUGAUGAGAUAAAUGCCAACAAGUUUUUUUUAAUCUCUGCAUUAAUGGUGCAAAGUCAAUUUUAAAAAAGGAACAAAUUCUACAGAUUUUACAGUAAUGUGAUGAACAUUAUUUUUAAAUUAGAAUCCUUGUAUAUCCGUAUCAAUUGUAAAUGUGCAGUUUUAUCAUACCCGUUACAAACUGCAGAGAAGCAGAAUUCAUUCAGAAUAGGCUGUGCUGUGGUGCAUAGAUAUUCCUGAUUAGAAAACAGCAGCAGAUAUAGCUCACUCCAUCAUGAACUUGAAAGCAAAUGUUUAAUCUUUGAUAGUCUCCCUCAAAAUUCAAAAGUGAGAGUUUCAAUUGAAAAGCCUACGUCUUCUAUAAAACAAGCUGUGGAGCAACCAAGAGAAAUAUCCACUUAGGCUCCUAACCAGCAAUGUGAACUGUAUGGAGGUCAUAGAAACAUAGAAAAUAGGUGCAGGAGUAGGCCAUUCGGCCCUUUGAGCCUGCACCGCCAUUCAAUAUGAUCAAAGGUCAUUGAACUCUACUGAGCAGAAUCAUCUACAAUAAUUAAGAGUAUUUAACUGUUUAAAAAAAAAUCCAGAAUUUUGUCAAAAAUAACUGACUCAAAUUUCAUAAUUUUUCCAAUGCAAGUUGUUGCUGAUAACAAUUGCAGUUGUUCUAAAUACAACCUUUCUCCCCCCCAUAUUUGAGAAAUACUGUGUGGUUUAACUUAGAAAAUAACAAUUAACCUUUCCAUUGCACACCAUUUGACACCUUACUCUUUAACAUCAAAGGGUCCUAAAUAUAGCAAUUAAUUCAAGCAGAAUACAAACAGUCAUAUCUACCAUCAAGAAAACUCAAUGUCAGCUGCCUGAUGGAGUAACCAUUUUGCUAUUCAUAACUGCAUCUCAAAACUAAUCGUGGCUGCAAAUGUUACAAUUAAAGUUAAGCUGUUUUGUGUAUCACCAUAACUGAAUGGUCAACUCCUGCUGCAUUUAUUGGACUGCAUAAAGCCACCAACAAUAUCACCCAAAGCUAAACAUUUUCAAAUAAGACUGAUCAGAAGAGAUAUGUACAGAAGUUUGAAAGAGAAAACACAACCACGCUGCACUUUAAAGUUUGGAUACAAGUCAACUAAAUUUAGCUAAGCUUUAUGUGGAGCCAUCUUACACAGUAGUCAAAGGGAUCAGUGAAUGGCACAGGAUAACUUUAAACAAAUUGGAAAAAGAUUGUACACCAAUACAUUUUUAUCUCUGUAUCUGUGUUUGCAACAGUCACCCCAAACUCCUUAUUUUCAGCCAAAGAUUUUGAAUAUUCUUUAUCCAAUCUCACCUCAAGUUCAUUUAGAAGCUGUUCUGUUGUCUGUAGAUGAACUUUUAGAUUUUCUGCAAAGGAGGACAUUCAUAAGUCUAUGAAGAUACAACCACCUGAAAUAGGACAAUUAAGGGAAUAACUGUUAAGAAACACGUUAUCCACCAACUUGGGUCAUAACCCAAGAUUCCAAUUCUAGUUUUAGGUAAAUGAAUAAAUUGCUGGUUUUAUCCUGCUGCGGUGAGGUAGUUUCUGAACCUUGAUCGGUUUAUCUUGCAAGUUUUGUCAUCAAUCUCUGAACAAAUUUGGUAUCUGAAGCACUGAAGUUCUCAAGUGAAUUAUGACUGUUAAUUGGACAGGUCUUACUGAUAGCAGAGAGAAAGUAUUGCAAUGAAACUUCAUAAACAGUAAAUAAAUGUAAUUAUGUAAAAUGUAUAGUAUGCACAUACACUAAAAAGAUCCUUUACAUUUGCCUUGCCCUUGAAUAAACAGCUGGGUCAGUUGCACAAGCCCAUAAUCCACGUGUAAUUUACUGUUGUGUUUUUGUCUUCUCUUAGUUGUAAAUAUGUAUGUCGUCAUUUGGAAAAUGACUUACUCAAAUGUCAUUUCAACAUCUUCCUUGUUUGAAAGGAAUUUUACAGUAUUACUGCACAGAUUCAUCUGUGGGCUGCUUGUAAAUUCUGUAAAUAAAAAAAAUCAU
This is a messenger RNA of Leucoraja erinaceus (little skate), 13344 nucleotides long. Its product is annotated as transcription factor TFIIIB component B'' homolog. The coding region runs from base 790 to 7902 and encodes 2370 amino acids. Gene Ontology annotation, cellular component: transcription factor TFIIIB complex. The record is from RefSeq and is a predicted model, not a curated record. The transcript has 31 exons. NCBI's taxonomy places the organism in Eukaryota, Metazoa, Chordata, Chondrichthyes, Rajiformes, Rajidae. Gene Ontology annotation, biological process: RNA polymerase III preinitiation complex assembly. Gene Ontology annotation, molecular function: TFIIIC-class transcription factor complex binding.